GGGCCGUGGGAAGGGGGGGGGGCAAACAUGGCCGACGAAGCAGGGGAAGUAAACACAGCUGUUGAGGAUGGCGAAGCACAACAGGAGCCAAAUGAGCCUGAAGUUUCAGAAGCCGCGACCGACGGCGAAUUCUCCGGCAGCGACGGGGCGGACCGGACAGAGAAGUCGGCUCCGGCGGCGGCAGAGAACAGUUGGUCGGCACCGCUCCUGUCUCUGGCUCGGAAGGCCACAGAGACGAUUAGCAGCGGAGUGAGCUACGCUGCUGCUCAGAGAAAUCCCUCCCAAGGAUCCGCUGCGAGUUCCCCGACGGAAAGGGAGCCCGAAAAUGAUCUCAACAGCACUGCAAAAAAGCUACCCGUUCUGCCCCCCAAAGACCCCAUGUCAAUAGAGAGAUCCAACCUCCUCAGCAUGAUGAAGCUGAGCAUCAGAGUAUUAAUCCAGUCCUCGCUGAGUCUGGGCAGGACGCUGGACUCGGAGUACCCUCCCCUGCAGCAGUUCUUUGUCGUCCUGGAGCAUUGCCUCAAACAUGGGCUGAAAGCCAAGAAAUCCUUCAUUGGUCAUAACAAAUCCAUAUGGGGACCAUUGGAACUGGUUGAGAAGUUGUGUCCAGAGUCUGUUAACAUCGCCACAAGUGCCCGAGACCUGCCUGGCAUUAAGACUGGUUUGGGGAGAGCAAGGGCUUGGCUGCAUUUAGCUCUCAUGCAGAAGAAAGUAGCUGACUAUAUGAAAGCUUUGCUGGACCGCAAAGACCUCCUGAGUGAGUUUUAUGACUCAGGAGCAUUGAUGGUGGAGGAGGAGGGGGCGGUGAUGGGGGGGCUGCUGGUGGGCCUCAAUGUAAUUGACGCUAACCUUUGUAUUAAAGGGGAGGAUCUUGAUUCUCAGGUGGGAGUAAUUGACUUCUCCCUUUAUCUGAAAGACCCUGCUAACAGUGAGACUCCGAAAGAUGAUUCCAAGAUGACGGCCAUAUUAGAUCAGAAGCACUACAUUGAGGAGUUGAAUCGUCAUCUGAGUGGCACCGUCACUGACCUCCAGGCUAAGAUGGACUCUCUAGAAAAGACCAACAGCAAACUAGUAGAGGAGCUGACAGCAGCAACAGACAGAAUCAACUCUCUGCGGGAGGAACAGGAGCAGCUAAGACAGGAGAAUGAGUCAAUCCUGCAGUCCAGCCAGAAAAAGGAAGAGGCAGCCCUUCAGGACAGUCAGGUGGAGCUGGAGACAUACAAACAGAGUCGGCAGGGCCUGGAUGAGAUGUAUAACGUGGUUUGGAAGCAGUAUAAAGAGGAAAAACACAUUCGCCAGGAGCUGGAGCGUGAGUUGGAACUCCAGGUGGGCCUGAAGCAGGAGAUGGAGGUGGCCAUGAAGCUGCUGGAGAAGGACACGCAUGAGAAACAGGACACACUGGCAGCCCUGCGGCUCCAGCUCGACCAAGUCAAGACUCUUAACCUGCAGAUGUUCCACAAAGCUCAGGACUCGGAACGAGAAGCAGAAAAAAAGCAGGAGGAGGCCGUUCAGCUGGAGCAGAAGAUGGAUAAAAUGGAGAAAGUCAUGAAGGAGCUAGAGCAGAGACUACAGAACUCGGAGCGAGAGCGCAAACAAAGUGACCAGUCAGACAAAGAUAUGAGGGUGGAGCUGGAGGGGAAAGUGGAUGCUUUGCAGAAACAACUGACUGACCUGGAUACACUAAGGAUGGGUUUGGAGAACGAGCUACGCACUGAGAGGGAACAGAGACAAAGCCUGCAGAAAUUUCUCCAGCGGGAACAGGACAACAGCAUCGAGCUCCGCACACAACUGCAACAGCUGGAGGGCCUGCACACGGAGCUGCAGGAUUUGAAGCAGGAGAAGCAGCAGCUGCAGCAGAAAUGUGAGCAGCAGGAACAGGCCCUACAGGAGAUGGGACUUCAUCUCAGCCAGUCUAAACUAAAAAUGGAGGACUUCAAGGAGGUCAACAAAGCUCUGAAGGGCCACGCCUGGUUGAAGGAUGAUGAGGCCACUCAAUGCAAGCAAUGCCAGAAAGAGUUCUCCAUUGCACGCAGAAAACACCACUGUAGAAACUGUGGAGACAUCUACUGCAACAGCUGUUCCAGUAAUGAGCUGGCCUUACCCUCCUAUCCUCGGCCGGUGCGGGUGUGCGAUAUGUGCCACUCCCUCCUGCUGCAGAGAAGCUCCUCCACAGCUUCCUGACAAAACACUUACACGCUUCAAAGUUUCUGCACGACCUUUCUAACACUGCGCAUACUCAUCCACCACGAUUUUAGCUACUAUGUCAGUACUUAUGUUAAAAGACAAAAUGUCAUCAGAUCUUCUGGAAAUGUGAUUUGGUGUUACAAUUUCACUGUUGCCUGAAAUUCAGGAACAUUAGUCCAUCUGUAUUAAACAAGGGGCCGCCUUUUAACACUGAUGGGAUGAGCUAAUGUAGUUGAUGCAGACUGUAUGUUAAGGAGACUUGACUUUGCUUAGAGGAUGGAAUAAUUUGGGUUAUUUUAUGAGGACAAUGUUUCUUUGAGCUGGAAUAACAGCAGUUUGACACUUAAGUACUGGAUAAACUUACCCUAAUUCAAAUCAUGGAUGUAAAUUAUGUGAGGUCCCACUACAGUUAUUGUUUUUGUAUUUGUAUUGUUGACUUUGAUCAUUUCUGCAGGUGGUUCAUAGAACAUGUACUUCAUCUACUUUAACAAUAUUUGCAGCUACGGCCCCACUGCUGGAGACAUGUAAACUUAUUGUGUAAAUGACUGUAGAAUGUUAAAAAUCUAACUAUUUUAGAAUGUAUAAUAACAGGGUUUUGUGGAUUGUGUCAACUACUAACAAAGCCAUUUUCUUAAUUUGGGAAUGGUGACCAAAAGUUUUUUUUAAUCUAGAUAUUUGAUAAAUGAAUAAAGCCUCCUCUUUUGCAAUGCUUGUUUCAAUUAGAUAUUCCAGACUUGUUUAUUCACUUUGU
Chelmon rostratus (copperband butterflyfish) is the source of this 2935-nucleotide messenger RNA. It is a transcript of the gene rufy1, whose product is annotated as RUN and FYVE domain containing 1. The transcript is spliced from 17 exons. Bases 28 to 2181 code for a protein of 717 amino acids. Gene Ontology annotation, cellular component: cytoplasm. Gene Ontology annotation, molecular function: metal ion binding. Lineage: Eukaryota; Metazoa; Chordata; Actinopteri; Chaetodontiformes; Chaetodontidae. The record is from RefSeq and is a predicted model, not a curated record. Gene Ontology annotation, biological process: protein transport; regulation of endocytosis.